CAAGAGAGACAUGUAUCUCUUCGAGUAGUGUAUAGCGGAACCCUAACCCUGUUUCGUUCUGCUGGGGCACUGAGAACCAAAUUGAUAAAUUACACAGUAAGCCGAGUCCCUUGGGUUUCGGCAAUGGGUGGAUCUUCUCUCUUUCACAGCAUGUAUUAAAAUAUUAAAUCGUCCGCUUGUGUCCACGGGUGUAUUGGCACCCCUUCAAGGUAUUAACGUUGAUUAGAGACCCGGGGGCAUUCGGGCUGUCCGACCGAGAUGGAUAGGGGAAUUCACGUUCUCGGAUUGGGAAACCUGGGUAAAUACGUUGCCUUCGCGCUGAGGCAGGGGCACCAGACCGACGUGCCUUCUCGUCUUCCGCCCGUGACGCUAUUCUUCCACAAGCGUUACCUCCUCCGGCACUGGGAGAGCGAAAAUCGGUCGAUAUCUUACAUUCCCGAGAUCGACACUCUACCGCCAGAAUCCAGAAAACUUGGGCGUGCGACGGGAUUCCGCGUGGAGCUCGUCGGUGAUGCCGCUGCCGGGAUCCAACCAAGCGAGAUUGAAAAUCAUCCAGGCGUGGUCGUCGGUAGCGAUGCUCCAAUCAGGCACCUGAUUGUUGCGACAAAGACCAUGGCGACAACUUCAGCCAUCGCCCCGAUAAAGCACCGGCUGAACAAAGACUCGCACAUCCUGUUUCUGCAGAAUGGCAUGGGUGUUGCCGACGAAGUGUCGGAGAAGCUCUUCCCCGAUCCAGAGAGCCGUCCGACCUACUGGGCCGGUAUAUGCAGCUCGGGCAUCUACUACAAGUCACCCUUCACUUUCGUUCAUGCCGGAACUGGGGCCCUGUCGGUGGGCGUUGUAGGCGGCGCCUCCCCGGCUUCCGCCGACCUCCCGCCGCCUGCUAACAUGGACAGAAACCCCAUGGUGACACAGCUCCUGGAUGCCCCCCUGCUUGGGGCGCGCCUGCUCUCUCCGGAACGAACUCUGCGAGCCCAGCUGCUGAAGCUCGUUGUCAACUCCAUCAUCAACCCUCUGACGGCCAUUUUUGGGUGCAAGAAUGGGCAUUUGAUCGAGUCCGCCGAGGCGAGAGACAUGUCUCUUCACCUUCUUCAAGAGGCUGGUCUCAUCGUCAGGGCACUACUCCCAAGGUCUUCGGGCGAGCUCGUCGAGCAGGAAUUCACAGACGCAGCCUUAGGGGACUUUGUCUGGGACGUAGCCCGGAAAACCGCCAACAAUACCAGCUCGAUGCUGCAGGAUGUCCGGAAUGGAAAGCCAACUGAGAUCGACUACAUCAACGGCUACCUGGUCUCGCAGGGGCAGAGGCUAGGCUUGCCCACCACGCAUCACGCGAAGAUCUGUAGGAUGAUCAAGCAGCUGGAGUCCGAGCAUGCAAGCCAGCGCUCCCAGGAGACUUGAACCAGGCAGACCAUGUUCA
Molecule: messenger RNA, 1417 nt
Organism: Thermothelomyces thermophilus ATCC 42464
Lineage: Eukaryota; Fungi; Ascomycota; Sordariomycetes; Sordariales; Chaetomiaceae
Exons: 2
Coding region: 259-1398 (379 amino acids)
Biological process (GO): pantothenate biosynthetic process
Cellular component (GO): cytoplasm; mitochondrion
Molecular function (GO): NADP binding; 2-dehydropantoate 2-reductase activity
Source: RefSeq, a predicted model, not a curated record